AUGCUCAAAACGGUCACCUUUUGCGCCCUGCUCGCCAUUGGAGUCUUCGCCUCGGCGAAAUUCGAAGAAGAAGAGAGUGUUAUCGUUCUCACAAAGGACAACUUCGAUGAUGUCGUGAGAUCACCGGUUCGUGUCGUCGAAUUCUACGCUCCAUGGUGCGGACACUGCAGGUCUCUCGCUCCCGAAUACGCCAAGGCCGCCACUCAAUUGAAGGACGAGGGAUCCGCCAUCAGACUUGGAAAAUUGGACGCCACCGUGCACGGAGAUGUCACUUCGAGUUCGAAAAGAAGACCGGACCAGUUGCCGACCCUUGCCUCGGCUGAUGAGUUGAAGGACUUGACCGACUCCGCUGACGUCGUUGUUGUUGGAUACUUCAAGGCUGCCGAUAACGAGAAGGCCAAGGCUUUCCUCGAGGUUGACUGCCGGAAUCGA
Messenger RNA from Mesorhabditis belari, 432 nucleotides. The record is from the annotation of a GenBank genome assembly. Lineage: Eukaryota; Metazoa; Nematoda; Chromadorea; Rhabditida; Rhabditidae.